CCCGUUGGAAACAAAACCGAAGCCCCGAGACAGCAUGGCGGCGUAAGGCAUACCGGGACAUGAGAGCAGGAGUGAGGAACAAAGAGGAAGAGAACCAACCCACACCACAGGACCGCAAUGAACCAGAACCCAUCCGCAGAGAGGAACCUAGUGGCUGGGGAGGGGGCCGGGGCCAUCAACUCGCAGGGGAUAAAGUUUUUGCCCUUCCAUGCACCACCACAAAAGCUGGAGGCGAAGCAGGAGACCAAGGGUGUGUUUGUGAGGAACAUCCCCAAGGACUUAACUAACAAAGAGCUGAGGCACAUCUUCAGUGAGUACGGCAAGGUUGUGAGUGUGUACCUCAAGCCUAUUACCCCCGGGGCCAAGUACAGCUGGGCCAUCAUUAACGUGGAGACCUCAAGGGACUUGCUGGCCAUAAUGUCUGCCCUCAACAAGAAGCCUCCUUUCUACUUUGACGUAUCUCUGGCGCUCACCGAGGAACAGAAGAAACAGCGGAAGGCACCCAACGGAGGAAUGGAUCUGUCCUCAUGCGAUCAGGAUACUUGGACCUAUGAUAAGGGUGAGCUCAGUGGCCCCCCCCUUCCAUGCCCCUCCACCAUGGGGGCUCAGGGGGCACUGAAUGGAGGGACAACAUAUGGGUCACAGGGCUUGGUCAGGAGGGAAGCAGAGCAGCAGCAGGGAUUGCUCAGUGAAGAAAAAGUGAAAGUCAGUGUCCCAGUGCCCUCUCGUAAUGAGUCGUACGAGGUUGGGAAAGGGACGGCAGUGGUGGCAGCAUCCCGGAAGCAGCUGUGUGUGUUCUGCGGCGUCCUGGGCCACAUGAGGUGCUCAGUGUGCAAGGCGUGGUACUGCAGCAUGGUGUGUCAGGUGGAUGACUGGUACCACCACAAGGAGACCUGCCGCUCUCCGCCGGUUUUGGACGAUCCAGUUAAGGUGCAUCGUAGCCUCUGUGGGGCUGGUGGCGAGGCACCUGGGGCCAGCGACACUGUGUUGCCCGCAUCCCCAGUGCUUGCUGAUGGCUGCGAGAAGGACCUCCACAGAGGGAUGCUGAAGGAGGGAGGUGCUUGCUGCAGCCCAAAGAAGACUUUGGACAAUGAGACGCAGCCAAGAGGGAACAUUGCAAGCUCUCCAGGUGGUGACACAGCACUCACCAAGAGAAGUUCAGCAACAGAAAAUGGCUUUAGCAGUGGUGCCAUCACAGGGAGUAUUGUAGAGCAUAAUGAUCAUGGUAUAGGAAGGGGGGCCAUUCCAAAGAGAAGCACUGUAGCACCAAGCAGCAAUUUGAUUGGAUAUGAUGGCACAUCCAAGCCAAGUUUCCGUGUAGGAAGUUGUUUGGGCGUAGCUCCAAAGGGAAGUCUUGUAACAGAAAAUGGUCCUGGGAGAGGGAGGGGUGUUACUCUGCAGAGAGACGAGGAAAACUUUGCAGUAAGCAAUGGUCCUGUGGGAGGAAGGGGUGUUAACCCGCAGAGAAAUGUGGAGGAAAAGUUUGCAGGAGAGAGCGGUCUUGCGAGAGGAAGGGCUUCAAUCCUGCAGAUGCAUGUUGAGGAAGGCCCUGCAAUAGAAAUUGGGCCUGCAAGAGGAAGGGGUGCUAUCCUACAGAAGGAUGUGGAGCUUGUAGCCUCAAGGAGAAACCCUUCAGAGGUGCUGCCACCAAAUCAUCGUAAGAUAGAAAGAAUAACUGAGGAAGAAGAGGAGCUCCCCAAACCUUCCACUGCCAAAGAAAUAGUUACCCCAGGUACUGAUGAAGGCACACCUACAGAGUGUUCAAGCAGUGUCAAGGCAGCUUCAUCAACUCACAAGGAGGAAUCCAACCCUUCACCAGAGGUUUCAUCGACCAAGAAUGUUAUUGAAGGUAAACCGAACUUUGCCAGUCUGUUGGAAAAGGGCAAAGUCUACAACGGGUUCAUCACCUUGGUGGACAGCUACAAACACUUCACUGCUGCGGUCGUGGUGGACGGCACCGAGUAUAUAUUCAGCGAGGCCCAUGAGACCCUCGGCAACACUCCCUUCAGGGGUGACUUCAGGCCUGAGGUGGGCUCGGUGGUGGCUGCUUUCUCCUCCAUUGAACAGACUUGGUACCGGGCGCAGGUAUUGCAGGCAGAUCACCCCAAGUACAAGGUGUGCUUCAUUGACUUUGGGAACAAGGAGGAAGUGGAGAAAGUAAAGACAAUCCCUGAAGGACCAUUUGCAGAGCUCCCAGAAUUAGCCUUUUCAGCAAGAUUUUUUUCUGGAUUAAAGGAUGACUUUGAGGGUCAACUAAAGAUAAUGAUUAAGGCUGACAGCCCCAUCAAGUUUAAAGUUACAGCCAAGAAGCAAUUCUCUGUGAAGGUGAGCCUCUGUGAGGAUGAUGAUGAAAAUGACACUCCCGUUGCUGAGUACAUACUGGAGCAGCUUUUGCCACGGUCUUUCUCUGCACAGACCUCAGAAGUAAAGGCCACCUCUGUAGAAGUAAAGGCUGCUCAAGAAACAAAGGCCCAAGAAACAAAGGCCAUAUCCCAAGAAACAAGGGCCAUUUCUCAAGAAACUAAGGCUUCUUCCCAAGAAUCAAAGGCAUCAUUCCUAGAAACAAAGGCCAUAGCCCUUGAAAAAAUGGCUAAUUUUCCAAAAACAAAGGCUAUUUUUCCAGAAAUGGCUUCUUUCCCUGAAACAAAGGCUUCCCCCCAAGAAAAGCCUUCUUCCCCAGAAGCAAAGGCCACUUCCCCAGAAACAAAGUCUGCCUCCCCAGACACCAAGGCUGCUUCCCUGGACGCAGAGCCCACCCCUCCACACUCAGAAGCAGGCCAGCAGGCUGCACCGGCCACUGGGCAGCAAGGAAGUGCUUUGCUGGAGAAGGACAAAGAGGAUCAGGUGCUUGCUGUCAGUGGUGUCCAGAAAGACAGGGAGGCUGUGGAUGUUGAAAGAGAUGCACUGAAGGACAACAGCAGCAGCAGCCAGUCAGUGACCAGAGAUGCUGACAGUGAAUCGUCAUCCUCAGGUGCUGGCAAAGCUCACUCUUUCUAUGUUGUUCCUUUGAACACCUUGGAGCUGAUGAUGCAGAUGGAGGAGAUGGCUGUUGAGCUGAACAAGUACUGUGAGAGCGCCCCCAGCGGCCCCCACCAACCACGCCUCGGGGAAGUGUGUCUCGCUAAAUUCAGUCAAGAUGGCAACUGGUACAGAGCAGUGUGUGUCACCUUGGGCAGCACCAGCGCCGUGGUCGUCUUUGUGGACUAUGGUAAUGUUGAUAAGGUCUUGUAUACAGACAUGAGGAAGAUCCCUAAACAGUUCCUGGAGUUACCGUGCUUUGCCCUGCAUCGCCCCCGCCCAGAUUCAGACACCAGCAAAAUGUUGGAGCCCGGCCAGACAAGUGUCCUCUCAGCCUUUGCCUUCCUCUCACCCCUCAACAUGCCACCAGAGGGCAUCAUCAAGACUGCUUAGUGUGCCCAAGGUGUGCCUUCACACCGUGCAUUAUGUUAUCUGGUCUGGUCGUGAAGGUUUGUUUUGUUUUACUGAGAACAAUUGGAAUAGUUUUGGCAAAGCAUUUUUUUAGUUUUCAUAUUUCAGUUGUAUGAACAGGUAUGUUCAAUAAUGUUUUCCCAGUGAAUGCUACGCUAAUUUUCGUUAACCAGACCCAAUAGUUCUGUUAACUUGUGUAUACAAUGUACUCCUAAGAUGCAACUAAAUUGCAUCAGUCAACAGUUACUUACUUAUUUGAAUUAGUCUGUACAGUUAAGUAAACAAAGCACUUGAAUGGUUAAUUAUUUGUCUACUAAUUUAUGUACUUGCACAUUAUGAAGUAUGAUAAGUAGCUGACAGUAGUUGUGUUCUAUUCAAGUUUUUAUAUAGAAAAAAAUCUGAAUCAAAAGAAUGCAGAAAAAGAUGGGCAAGCUACCAGUCCAUUCCCUCAGCUGAAGGGAAUGGACCUUAGUGUAAUGUAUACAUAGUAAGGGUUUAGAAAGUUGUGUUUAAGGAAGCUUUACUUUUUGUUUCAUCUUAUCAUUCUAAUAUGCUAAAAGAAAUAAGUAAAGUAGUUCUGCCAACCAUCCCGCCACUGAGACCCUUGAAAGAGGUAAUGCAUCACUUAUUGCUGCUGAGUAUUCCUAUGAUAAAAAAAUGUUGCCGAGCCCAGAUUAUUUGAAUGGGCUGAAAAUACAUUAACGAAGUUGUCUGAUCUUGUGCUCAGCUGUGAUGAGUAGGAUGGUGUCCAUUAUAAAUUUCUACAAUUUUAUAAUGUGUCAAGUGUGUGUUACAUCUCCAAGAUACUUUUUGAAGAGUUGCAUUAUAUAAUUAAUGAAUUGAUAAUAUCCCAAUGCUAUGUAAUUGAAGAGAUAAGCUUAAUAAAAACGGUUGAAAAUA
Molecule: messenger RNA, 4329 nt
Organism: Eriocheir sinensis (Chinese mitten crab)
Lineage: Eukaryota; Metazoa; Arthropoda; Malacostraca; Decapoda; Varunidae
Exons: 12
Coding region: 118-3411 (1097 amino acids)
Molecular function (GO): RNA binding
Source: RefSeq, a predicted model, not a curated record